Solenopsis invicta (red fire ant) is the source of this 1844-nucleotide messenger RNA. RefSeq names its product zinc finger CCCH-type with G patch domain-containing protein. Bases 173 to 1759 code for a protein of 528 amino acids. Gene Ontology annotation, molecular function: DNA-binding transcription factor activity, RNA polymerase II-specific; metal ion binding; RNA polymerase II cis-regulatory region sequence-specific DNA binding. NCBI's taxonomy places the organism in Eukaryota, Metazoa, Arthropoda, Insecta, Hymenoptera, Formicidae. The record is from RefSeq and is a predicted model, not a curated record. Gene Ontology annotation, biological process: regulation of transcription by RNA polymerase II; negative regulation of DNA-templated transcription. Gene Ontology annotation, cellular component: nucleus. The transcript has 9 exons.
UCGACUCUCGAAUCUCUCGAUGCCGUUCGAUGCUUUUGACGAAGGUUAGAACAGUCGUUUUCUUUAGUUUUCUUCGUAGUAUGUACAUUUAUGUACAUUUGUCAGUGACUGUUGGUGAUUAUUGGUAAUUGUCCAUUGCUGUCCAUAGCAAAUCAUAGCCAUAGUUUCCAACAUGACAGACGCGAAAAGUUUAAAGGAAGCUAUCGAGCAGUAUGAAAUCCAGCUAUCGCAAGUGGACACCACAUUGUCUACAACACCGAAAGGUCCCGACAGAGACAACUUGCUCAGCCUCAAGUCUAAUAUCGAAGAACUCAUUUCCUUGACGAAAGAAAGUUUGCAAAGUUUAGAAGGAAAUGUAGACAACGAGAAGAAUCACGAUGACAAGACAGAGGAUCUAUUGGACAGAGAAUAUGCACUGUUUAAGGCAGAGUUGGAAAAAUCUUCAGAUGACAGUGAAAAUAAACAGGAUGAUCCAACUGCUGCAGCUUCUGGUAGCAUUGAAGACGAAUUAAAGGAGCUGCAGGGUAUGAAAUGUAAAGCUCCUCAUGGCAGUACUUGGGGCGGUAUCGGUUAUCACAAUGCUAUGGUAUGUUCUGUUUAUAGAGACAGUGAUGAACCGAUUAAAAAUAUUCACGAUAUUAAGGUUCGAGUGCUCUUUCUCAAUCCAACGCACAAAGAGAUGAUUCCAUGUCCAUAUUUUCUCGAUGGUAAUUGCAAGUUUUCUGAUGAAAAUUGCCAUUAUUGUCAUGGUGAAAUUGUGCCAUUUUCAAGCCUACAAGAAUACAAGGAGCCUGAUUUUCAUAGUAUCAAAGUAGGAAGCAAAGUAUUAACUAAACAAAAAAAUAAUAUGUGGCAUAGAUCCAUUGUUUUAAAAUUGCCUGAAAAUGAUGAAGAUGAAUAUAGAGUAAAAUUUGAGUCAAGUGGUAAAAUUAUAGAAGCCGCUUUACAAGAUCUCUUGCCUCUUGAUGACACAAACUUAGAAAUAUCAGAUACAUCUGAUGAUAGCGAUGAUAAUGAUGAUGACGAUGAUAAUGUUAGUAAUGUUGAUAAUAUUGAUAACGAUUCCGAACCACAUUCCUAUAUAAAUGAUCAAUUGGUUCACAAAUCUCUUUUGACAUUACAAUCUAACGAGCCUUUAGGAAAUUGGGAGAGACACACACGUGGUAUUGGCAGCAAAUUAAUGAUGCAAAUGGGUUACGUAAUUGGCACUGGUCUUGGAAAACAAAGUGAUGGUAGAAUAGAACCUGUUGAAGCUCAGGUUUUACCAGCAGGAAAAUCAUUAGAUCACUGCAUGGAAUUACGUGAAUUUGCUGGCAAUGAUAAAGAUUUGUUUUCCGCCGAACGUAAAAUGCGUAAACAACAAAAAAAAUUGGAGCAGCAAAAAGAAAGACAGUAUCAAAGAGAAAAACAAAAAGUGGAUAACAAUGUAUUUAAUUUUAUAAAUAAAGCGUUAGGUGAUAAGCCUAAAGAAAGUUCAGCUAGUAGUUCGCAAAGUAAAGAUAAACUUAGGACAGAAUCCACUAGGAACCUAAAUGUAGCAAGUUUUCAAAUUGGAGAAAACAUAAAUCGUUUAGAACGGGAAUCGUCAAAGCUCAAAGAAUCAUUAAUGAAGCAUGCCAAGGGUAGCGUACUUUAUAAUAGUAUUGCGAUAAGAUAUAACGAGAAACAAAAGGAACUCACUAACUUGAGAGCUUCCGAAAAAAAUAUUGUCGCCGAACAGAAUCAAAGGAAGACUAAAGCUAAAUUCUCUGUGUUUUGAUAUCUACAUGAGAACAUGAGAGAAAAAUAUGUUAAGUCUGCUUGUAUAUAAAGCUAAAUAUAUUGUAGUAAUACUUCUCACAUAA